AUGGAUUCUACUGAUAUUAUGAGAGAAGAUUCAGCUUCUACUCCUACCACCACCACUACUACUACUACUACUACCACAAAUACAUUGGAUAUUGAUCCUGCCACUUUUAAAUCUACUUUGCCUCCAAGAAAAAGAGCAAAGACUCAAGAAGAAAAGGAACAAAGAAAAAUUGAAAGAAUCUUGAGAAAUAGAAGAGCAGCUCAUGCCUCUAGAGAAAAGAAAAGAAAACAUGUUGAAUAUUUAGAAAACUAUGUUUUGAAAUUAGAAGAGAACUUGAAAAAGUUGAAUAACAACUACAAUUCUGUUUUUGAUCUAUUAUCCAACGAUCAAAAGUCUUUAGUCACACCAAAAUUUGAAUCAUUAGAAGAUGUCACUGAUUUGAAAGAAAAGAUUCAUGCUAACUUGAAUGGUUCUAGGAAAUCAAACAAGAAGCUGAAAGAUUUAGACGAUGAAGAGGAUUUAGACGACGAACAACAACAACAACAACCACAAGAAGAAGAAGAAGAACAACAACCACAACCAGUUUCUAAAAAGAGAAAACUCGAGUCUACAAUCAAUACUCCUCCUCCAUCAUUGUCCUCAUUGUCUCCCAUGACAACCACCACUACAAAUACCUCCCCUUCUUCUCCUGAAAUCACAUUAAAAAAAGAAAACAUACAUGAUGAUAUCAUGUACAUUACCAAACACGAACAUCCACAACAACAACAACCACUAGAUGAUGUCUAUAAUUUAAAGACAGAAAUAGAGGAUACCUUCUGGAAUUACCCAUCCCCAAUAUCAUUUCAUGAUUCCCCACUACAAUUAGAUAUGGAAUCUUCUUCCACUUGUCCAACCACAAACCAUUCUAUAGCUGAUUUAGCAGCAAUCAGUCUAGCCAGCAGAGCCAAUAGAAUCGUUUCAGUUGGACUUUGA
Candida tropicalis MYA-3404 is the source of this 912-nucleotide messenger RNA. RefSeq names its product transcription factor (gene HAC1). Gene Ontology annotation, molecular function: DNA-binding transcription factor activity, RNA polymerase II-specific. The transcript has a single exon. Gene Ontology annotation, biological process: positive regulation of transcription by RNA polymerase II. Lineage: Eukaryota; Fungi; Ascomycota; Pichiomycetes; Serinales; Debaryomycetaceae. The record is from RefSeq and is a predicted model, not a curated record. The coding region runs from base 1 to 912 and encodes 303 amino acids.